AUGGAGCCUCCCGCCGAGUAUGCUCGUCUACGGGCUACUGAUCCGGUGUCGAGGGUUGAGCUCUUUGACGGGAGUCUCGCUUGGCUAGUAACCAAGUACAAAGAUGUGACCUUAGUUGCCACGGAUAAUAGGCUGUCCAAGGUUAGGACUCGUCCAGGUUUCCCAGAGCUGAGCGCUGGUGGCAAAGAGGCGGCAAAGGCCAAACCGACUUUUGUCGACAUGGAUCCCCCCGAGCACAUGAAAUAUAGGCAUGUUAAACGUCCAGUGCACAAUUUCCACUGUCUAAUACCCUCUUAUAGGAGCAUGGUGAACUACUUCUUCACCCCUGAGUAUAUCAAGUCGUUGCAGCCAUAUAUCCAGAAGACGGUGGAUGACCUCCUCGAUGCGCUCAAAGCCAAAGGGUGUGCCUCUGGGCCCGUUGACUUGGUCAAGGAAUUCGCACUUCCAGUGCCAUCAUUUAUCAUCUACAGUAUUCUUGGAGUCCCGUUUGAAGACCUUCAGUUUCUCACGGAACAAAAUGCUAUCCGAACCAAUGGCAGUGCAUCCGCGAGAGAGGCAUCGGCCGCUAGCAAGUAUGAGCCAUUGGACACGGGACUUCUCGAGUAUCUCGAAGAGCUGGUCGAUCUGCGGACUGCGGCCCCGAAGGACGACCUCAUCAGCAAGCUGGUAGUGGAGCAAAUGAUUCCCGGACACAUCUCCAAGGCCGAUGUUGUUCAGAAUGCGUUCCUGCUUCUCGUUGCAGGGAAUGCGACCAUGGUGAACAUGAUAGCGCUCGGCGUCGUGACACUUUUCCAGCACCCGGCUCAACUCGCCGAGCUGAAGGCCGAUCCAUCACUCGCACCUGCAUUUGUGGAAGAGCUGUGUCGCUAUCACACUGCCUCUGCCAUGGCCAUUAAGCGCACAGCUAUAACGGACAUUGAGAUCGGGGGAAAGGUACUCAUAAAGGCGGGCGAAGGCGUCAUCGCGUCGAACCAAUCAGCCAAUCGAGACGAAGAGAUAUUUACACGCCCGGACGAGUUCGAUAUGCACCGGAAGUGGCCGAGCCAAGAUCCGCUCGGUUUUGGCUUCGGCGAGCAUCGAUGCAUCGCAGAGGGUCUGGCCAAGGCGGAGCUGACGACCGUGUUCUGUAAGUUUUCCUUCCCAGAAGAACCAAUCGCCAAGAGAAUAUGGCAUGGAGGGGUGCUAACAAGUUUACUACUACCAGCGACUCUGUUCCAGCAGCUGCCAAAUCUCAAGCUUGCCGUGCCCAUUUCUGACAUCAAGUAUACACCUCUACACAAGGACGUUGGCAUCCAAGAAUUACCUGUUACAUUUUAA
Molecule: messenger RNA, 1317 nt
Organism: Metarhizium acridum CQMa 102
Lineage: Eukaryota; Fungi; Ascomycota; Sordariomycetes; Hypocreales; Clavicipitaceae
Source: RefSeq, a predicted model, not a curated record